AUGUACAGCACUGGAAAAACAGCUCAAGUCGAUCAAGAGAUGAGCAGAUACAACAUAGAUAUACUAGGACUAAGUGAAGUUAGAUGGCCCCAUAGCGGUAAAACAGCACUGCAAAGUGGGAAAGUAAUUCUGUACUCGGGCAGAGACGAUGGGUCACAUCAAGAGGGAGUAGGAGUGAUGUUUUCGGCGAAAGCAAAGAAGUCCCUAAUGGAGUGGAAACCAAUCAGCGAGAGAUGUAUGUAUGCUAGACUAUACACCACCACCCUAAAAAUCAGUUUGAUUGUAGUAUAUGGACCAACGAACGAUAACACCGAAGAAGCAAAAGAACGAUUCUUAGAACAACUACAAGAUGUUCUUUCAACUGCUCGAAAACAUGACAUCAAAAUAAUUAUGGGUGACUUUAAUGCAAAGGUCGGAAGUAACAAAAAGACACACGAAAAUGUAAUGGGAAAACAUGGCGUGGGCAAUAGAAAUGACAAUGGUGAAAGGUUACUUGAAUUCUGCGGAAUAAACAACUUAGUGAUCACAGGAACCAUAUUUCCUCACAAAUUACGACACAAGAUAUCUUGGAUUUCACCAGAUGGUAGAACUGAAAACCAGAUAGACCAUCUAUUGAUUUCGAAACAACACAGAACAUCAAUUAUGGAUACAAGAGCAAUGAGAGGGGCUGAUGUCAGCAGUGAUCAUGAACUUAUCCGAAGUAAAAUUAGAAUCCAGCUGAGGAAACCAAAACAAAAGGCAAACACAAGCAGAAAGAAAUAUGAUACCACCAAAUUACAGCAGCCAGAGAAAAGAAGAGCUUUCUCAUGA
This is a messenger RNA of Mercenaria mercenaria, 810 nucleotides long. RefSeq names its product craniofacial development protein 2-like. Gene Ontology annotation, biological process: chromatin remodeling. The transcript has a single exon. NCBI's taxonomy places the organism in Eukaryota, Metazoa, Mollusca, Bivalvia, Venerida, Veneridae. Gene Ontology annotation, cellular component: nucleus. Bases 1 to 810 code for a protein of 269 amino acids. The record is from RefSeq and is a predicted model, not a curated record. Gene Ontology annotation, molecular function: catalytic activity.